UUAACAACACCUGAAAGUAGUUGGAUACCGGAAAUAUUUAGUAGCUUUCAAACUUUUCUUUAAAAAUAGGAAAGUAAUUUAAAAGAAAAGGCAGAGGAAAACUGUUGGCAUUGACUUAACUUUCCAUAUUGCUGUGUCAUGCGAUCACUGUUAGACAAAUUUGGAUAUGCAUGUUUCUGCAAUUAAACGGAAUGGACCGUGUUUUUAUGUCAGCAUGUUAUUUGCGACGCAGUUAUUAAUCUAUUGGCAAGCUGACGCACAAACUGCAACAAUGUAUCCUCCCGCACCAGCAUACGUGGAUAUUCGGCAGCAACGCACGUUUAUGUGCAAAACAUCAAUACAGAGCAACUGGAGAAGUACUUCGUUCUAUGACGAGACAAACAGUGGUGGUGUUCCCAGUGUAGGCUUGUUUUUCAAAGAUUCCGAUGGUUCUUGUCGAAUAAGUGCUGUUUCAUAUUCCAAAUAUAACGCAUCAUGUGAGUCUACGAAGGGAGAAUAUAAUCUAACAGUUCUAUCUGUUGAUGAAAAUCAUCACAAUAGGUUUAUCCGUUGUAAAGCACAGUUUGGUGACGGUACCGGAUCUGACGUCUAUGCCAAUGCCAGGACAGUCAUUUACGUCAGAGUUCCCAUAACUGGUAUACUAAUCUCAAACACCAGCAUAACAAGCGAUGUGACACGUGACAUAACAAUAGAAUGUACAGUAAUGAGUAGACCAGCUGCAUCCAUUUCCUGGAUUAUCAUAAACUCAGAGGAAGCCAUACAAAAUGUAUCUUUGAAAUCGUCAAACACUGUUUCCAGUGGUUCAUCAGGAAUUACUGUAACCAGUAUACUUACUUACCGGUUUAAAGCAUCAGAAAAUGGCGCGUUUUUAUACUGUUCUGCUGAUAAUACCAUAUCUUCAAGAAAUUCUUCUCGUGUUAAUCUGACUAUAUAUUACCCGCCGCUAUACGAUCCAGUUAUACAACAGACACCUAACGGACCAAUCAACAUUAGCGAAGUAGUAGUUCUAACAUGUUCUGUGUCUGGUGGUUUUCCACUUGCUGUUCCGACGUGGAACUGUUCCGGUAACGCCACUAACAACACUUCCGGGAAUACUGUCUACUCCUCAAUUGGUUUCAUGCUUGUUUCGCAAGACAAUGGUAAAACUUGUAGUUGUUCAGCUACCCACCCUGUAACGGCAUACAGACCUCAGGUUCACAUUAUGCUUAAUGUAUACUUUCCCCCAAAGGAAUUUCCAGUUAUAAGACAAAUACCAGACGGCCCAGUCCUUACCGGAAGCCUUGUGUCAUUAAUUUGUACAGUAAAUGGUGGUAAUCCUUUGGCAACAUUGACAUGGAACUGUACUGGAAUGAUUAGCACAAACGCAUCGCAGACAACGGCUACAAGUUCUAUCGAGUUAUCCGUUACUAAGAUAAACCAUGUCAUGGUUUGUACAUGUUCGGCGUCCCAUAACACAGACAAUUAUAGCCAAACUGUUCAUCAAAUACUUAAUAUAAUUUUUCCACCAGAUGAAAUUCCAAAAAUACGACAAGGCAUUCCUGGACCAAUAGAUACCGGAACAUCCGUAAAACUAAUUUGUUCUGUUACCGGAGGUAAUCCCUUGGUUACGCUAUCUUGGGACUGUCUAGGUAUCAAUUCAAACGCAUCUACAGAAAUCAAAGCUGUAUUGGAAGUUGAAUUCACAGUUGACAAGAACUACAAUGGCAGAAUCUGCAGUUGUUCAGCUACCCAUCCUGUUGCAACUUACAGACCACACACAGAACAUGAACUAGUUGUUUAUUUUCCACCAGGUAAACCGAACUUGAUUUUGAAACAUGAAAUGCCUUGGUUCACCGGAAACACAACAGAAGUGCAGUGUUUAUCGACAGUAGGUAAUCCAGAAUCAACAUUUGAAUGGAAAACAGACGACAUGGUAUUACAUGUAAAUGUGUCUGAGUUGACUAUAGGACCGUUAACGAAACAUGACAAUAUGAAAACUAUCACAUGCACGGUUUCGAAUGAGUAUACCAAUAGUCAGUCAAUGAUACUUACAUCAGAUAGUAUUCCACUAAAUGUUGAAUAUUUCCCUGACAUUACCAUUGACAAAUCUCCAGUAUAUAUUAUGGAAGGCAACAAUGCAACAAUAGUAUGCAAUGUUAGAGGUAACCCUGUACCUAAAGUUCAGUGGUUUCAACUGGACCAUAACAUAACAGAACCUCAAAUAAACCGAUCUGUAUUUCAUCUGUUAAAUGUUGAUCGUUUAUUGGAUGGAUUACUGUAUACAUGUAAGGCAAUGUCCAGUUCUACCAGAUUUGGUUCUCUUAUAUCAGAGAAUACGACAAAAGCUAUCGUAUAUUUUCAUUCUUUGCGACGGGAUGUUUUACCCUUUGUUGUUCCUUUACAUUCUCCGAACAUAACAAACCUCGAGGUUUUAAAUGGACAGACAGUAUCUGAAAACGAAGCUGUUACACUACGUUGUGAAGUUGACAGCAAUCCAGCACCCACUAUCACGUGGCGGUUUGUGAGCAAUCAGACAACUCUACAGAAACAAGAUGAUGUGUUUUCCAGUAAAUAUAUCAUACCAAAAAUUAAGUGUUUCCAUAUGGGGACAUAUCAAUGUCAGGCUGCAAACCAAAUAAAUGGGACAACCUCUACCGAUAUAAAAGAUAUAGCUGUAUAUGUUACAUGUUCACCGCGUUUAGAUACGCGGUAUCAAGGUCUUCCAAAAAUAGUCGCAGUGGAGGAUAAUGGUGACUUGAAUUUAACUGUCUAUCUGAUAGCAUACCCAACACCAACGAUUCGCUGGAUACAUAAUAAUGUAAUCGAUUCAGUAUCAACAUUGGUUGGAAAUGUUUAUGUUUCAAACUUAUAUUUACCUCAUCUUAAACAAUCGAUGUUUGGAGAAUAUACUGUUCAUGCAUAUAAUGACAAUGGGAACUUAUUUCUGCAUGUGAAUGUUGUGCCAAAAGGAAAGCCAACUCCUCCUUCAAAUGUUUUUGUUGUAUGUAAAAGCACAUCUGCAACAAUUGUCUGGAAACCUGAAUUUGAUGGAGGGGACAAGCAAAAGUUUGUGGUAAAGUACUGGAAAACUUCCGAAGGAACCAACAUAUUAUCAACAACCCCUGUCACAGAUCUUGCUGGUCAAUCUGUCAUCAAACAACUUAUGUCGGGAUCCAACUACAGUUUUGUGGUUGAAGCAACGAAUAUCUAUGGACCUUCUAAUGCCACACUUAUAGCUUGCAAAACUGAUGUCAAAGAUAUUGUAACUUUAAAAGAACAACAGAAGAUGUUUUCUGAUGUUACUAUAGCCACAAUAGGUGUUGCUGGUGUUUUAUUCGUAGCCAUAGUAUUGAUUACUGUUUUCGUCAUAAUACCAUUCUGUCGCCGUAAAGACAAUAGCGACAAAGACGGUUCACAGUUCCUGCGCCGGGAAUAUUUGAACCAAGGUCGGAAAGUUCCUGUACAAUCUGUAAUAAACAAUACGUAUGAUUCAGUACAUCUAGAUCUUCAAUAUGAAUCUCUACGUGAAGAUGCUGUUGGUUCGACAAAGGGCAAUCAGAGCAGGCCAGUUUGCAAGAAGGCUGAUCCUGUACACGUGAAAGGAACAUAUUGCAAUGAGCCACCUUCACCACCAGAUAUCAAGAACUUAAAACGAAGAAGGAAUGAAGUUCCUAACCAUACAGGACAGCAUAGUGCGUAUGCUAAUCAGACAGCCUUGGCAGAUCUUCCUACUGGUCAAUCAACAGUUAGGGUAGAAUCAAUGCAUCUUACUGAAAUAAAUGCAUACGAAGAUAUGGCUAAAGAAACGGAAGUUAAAACACAAAUUAAGAAACCAACCGUAAAUACAAAAUCAGAGAGUAAUACUCAAUUGUACGAAUCCAUGAAGGACGACCGAACAUGUGAUAAAUCGUCGAAGUCACAAAAGGGCAAGAAAACAAUAACAAACAAAUUAUCGGACAGUAAAGGUAACCUGUACGAAUCGAUGAAGGACAGAGCAUGUGAAAAUUCACCAAAGUCUGUUUCUUGGAGACAAAAGAAAGUUGCGAAUUCAACAAAGAAUGGUACCGAGCUUUACGAAUCAAUGAAGAAAACUACACAAGAGCAAAAUAAAUCCCUUGAAAGUAUGGAUAUGUAUGCAAGCACUUUGAAGAAAUAGGGAACAAUAUACGAACAACAAAUAUGUCACAUGCAAUAUGUGAUUUUCAUUAUGCCUGUCUUUUGUCAUCAUAUCUCACAAAUUAUCUUGCAUUCGUACCUUGAUUCAGUUGUAUUUAUGAAUUUACAUUCCCGUAAAAUAAUCAUAAGCCUAUUUGAGGUCAAGGUUGUUUUCAGUUCUUGUGAACUAGUUUAUAUUUUUAUAAACAUAUCGACUUAAAUUUAUCUUAUGUAUAUCGUCAAGAAUAAUGUGACUUAAACCUAAAUACUUUUACAAUGUAUACAUGUACAAACAUAAUCCAUAUGUAGUACAUGUAUGUAGUCGCUAACUCAAACGUCAUUUUGUCUCGGAUAGUUGUCUCAUUAGCAAGCAUAGUUUUACCACAUCUUCUUAUUUUCAACAAUGCAAUAGAUUUCAAAUUAUGAAUGAGAAAAUUGCACUCAAAACCAAAAUAUGUCUAGAGAACAACACACAUUAUUCAACAAUACACAGAUGCCUAUAAAUUAUGUGACUUUGUUCAAGUAUCCAUAUCAUAUAAAUUCAUAUUUAUGUAUAAUA
Mytilus californianus (California mussel) is the source of this 4693-nucleotide messenger RNA. RefSeq names its product hemicentin-1-like. Gene Ontology annotation, molecular function: protein binding. Lineage: Eukaryota; Metazoa; Mollusca; Bivalvia; Mytilida; Mytilidae. The record is from RefSeq and is a predicted model, not a curated record. The transcript has 28 exons. Bases 167 to 4135 code for a protein of 1322 amino acids.